AUGAGUGCGAAUUUCCGGGCUUAUGACUUGUAUUCUAUCGGUAUUAGACUGCCUUAUGUCAUGGGAUAUAUCAUAAGUAUUGAAUUGUUCAGAAUGUUGCUAGCAGUAUAUCGAUUAUAUGAAAAAGCUCUAACGAAAUAUCCGUUUCUAACUCAAGCUUCAACUGCUGGAGCAUUAGCAGUAAUGGCUGAUAUUUUAACUCAAAAUUUAAUCGAAAAACGUUCACAAAAAGGAAAUUAUGAUCCGGUACGAACAAUACGCUUUUCCACUCUCAUUCUUUUCUGGAUUACUCCUAUAACUUAUCGAUGGUUUUUAUUACUUGAAAAAUUAAAAGGUAAAACAAAUUCGCUGCCGUUGAAACGAAUGAUUCUUGAUCAGUCCAUAGCAGCACCGCUAUUUACAUUUAGUUUCAUUAUAAAUUUACACAUAUUGGAAGGCAGUUCUCCACAUGACGCAUUAGAAAAAACAAAAAACGAAAUUGUUCCAGUUAUGAAAACUAAUUAUAAGGCAGGACUUUUUGCUUUUUAUUUUUGGAAUAAUGAAACGGUUUGGCCAUUGGCACAACUUGUAAAUUUCUAUUUGUUACCACUCCGUUAUAGACUUGUAUUUGUCCAAUUUACGGGCCUAUUUUGGAAUAUGUAUUUAUCUUAUGCCACUCAAAAUGAAUUUAAACAGAUAAACGAACUAAAAGUACACUCUAGCAAGAAUUUGCAUCACUAG
Molecule: messenger RNA, 720 nt
Organism: Loa loa (African eye worm)
Lineage: Eukaryota; Metazoa; Nematoda; Chromadorea; Rhabditida; Onchocercidae
Exons: 6
Coding region: 1-720 (239 amino acids)
Cellular component (GO): membrane; cytoplasm
Source: RefSeq, a predicted model, not a curated record